This is a messenger RNA of Cephus cinctus (wheat stem sawfly), 2539 nucleotides long. Its product is annotated as prisilkin-39. NCBI's taxonomy places the organism in Eukaryota, Metazoa, Arthropoda, Insecta, Hymenoptera, Cephidae. The transcript is spliced from 5 exons. The coding region runs from base 136 to 1209 and encodes 357 amino acids. The record is from RefSeq and is a predicted model, not a curated record.
AGAAACCGUGACCUUCCCUCUCCUUCGUAGCUACAUACGCACGGGCCUCUCGGUAGCCAUGCUGAAUUUCACCACCCAACUGCCUCAGUGUCACAGUAACUUUGCUGUAGGAUAGAUCAUCGCUCGGACGCUAAGAUGUUCUCGAGGACGCUAGGUAGCGUCGGAACGCUAUUCCUGUUUGCUUUCUUGGCCGGCGCCACUGCCUACUCCAAAUAUGGCAGAACCUGCAGCGAUAUUGGGUGUCUUAGUAACGAGGUAUGCGUCAUGGCCGAGGAUCCUUGCAAUGGAUAUAGUCAGGAAUGCGGACGUUAUCCAACUUGCAAGAGAUCGUCCGAAUCUGGACAGCAAAGCUGUCAAACUAUGAUCUGUCCUAGCGGACAAUACUGCAAGUCGCAGAAUGGCAGACCCACGUGUGUCAGCACGGCACCCAAUCAAGGCAUUUGUGGCAACGCUAUGGCGAGCUUUGACGGAACGGCCGGGAAACGGCAUUUUGCAGAGUACGAAUCGGCAGGCGUGGACAGCGUGAACGGUCACAAGACUAAUGGCGCCGGUGGAAACGCGGCCGAACGUGGAUCGCAGUCCUCGAGCACGAAUGCGAAAGUGAAUGCGAACAAUGAUCCAUACGCAAACGCUAACGCGCCGCCCGCUCCGCCCCAGCAGGGACACGAUCGUCCCGUUAAUUCAUGGACGAACUUGGGAUACCCUCCAAGCGGAACCGGAAGCUCGAGCGGCAACAGCGGCUACAAUCCCAGUUCCUCUAACAGCGCAUCGGGAUAUCCAGCUGCUCGUCCGCCUUAUCCGACUUACAAUCGUAUGCCGGUUCCUGGACAAACCAAUUAUCCGCAGGCUUCGUAUCCGUCUCAAGGGCAGCCUGGCUAUCCUCAGCAACCUCAGCAGCCCGGCUAUCCUGGUUAUCCUCAGCAGCCUCAGCCCGCUGGUUAUCCUGGCUAUCCUCAGCAGCCCGGCUAUCCUGGUUAUCCUCAACAAUCGGGAUAUCCACAGCAACAGUAUCCCGGUGGCUCGGGACAGCGAUAUCCCGCUGGACAGUAUCCUGGUCAUCAGAAUUAUCCUUACUCGAAUCGCGGUCACAAUUACAACCUGAAUUCGGGUUAUCGCAAGAGCGACGCGCAGGCUGUGGCGCCUGGGUCGUUAUCGACGUUCCUUUUACUCUGUACCCUAGUGUCCGUAAUCGUGAACUAUCGUUCGUGAUUUGAUUUAAAGAAAUUGCAGGAAGAUCCUUUUGUCGUUCCUUUGAACUCUUCUUUUUAUCGGUUAUCAGGAGUUCAUCCUGUUCGGAUACGUUACCCGGAUCCUUGAGUGUCACUGACCCGAUAUAUCGACAAAUCCCAAACUAACCAGGAAUGGCGCAUUGUAAAAAAGAGAUUUUUAAAUUAUUUUGAUUUUCAUGAAAUUUGGUAUCUUGAGGUUUUUUUUUGAGAUUUUUUGGAAUACGAAGUCUGACAAAUUGUUUAUUUUCGAACAGUUGAGAAAUGCACGGUUCUUUCAGUAACAAUGCCAAACGCUAAUUCUAUAAUUUUUGCUUUUUUUCGAUCAGCUGGUUGGAUCGGCUAUUUUGAAUUUUGAAAGAAUCGGAUCGCGCAAAAAUACUUUGAGAGUUAUCCAAAAGUCUUGGUCAGGUUGUUGUAAUUGUUUGAAUUUGACACUCGAGGGCUCGAGGAUAUCCAGUGUAUAAUUGCAUACGAGUGCGAUUACCGUGUGACUGUAGCCGCUCUUGAGCUUUAAUCGUAAGAUUGAUGAAUAAGAAGACAUCAUUGAAUGAGACAAAUUCUGUACACGUGCGAACGUCUAAGAUAGGAAAUUUCAUCUUCGUCCAAACGGCACGCAGCAUCAGCUCAAAUUCGUUCCUUAGAAUUGUUGUAGGAGAAGAAAAAGAAAACAUUGAAGCAGAACAAGAAAAAUCGUAUUUCCAACUAAAAAUAGAAUUGAACGAGAUAAAUCAAUUCUCUGGGCAUUAUAUGAGCGUCGUCAAUUUUUUUUUUUUUUUUUCACGUCGGAUGAACUUUCCAUUCUAGUGCCAGCAUCGCAUGUUGCUUUGUAAAUUAGAAAAAAAAAAAAAACAUUUUACACUGUACGAUAUUUACCUGUAAUUGUAAUUACUCGCGUAUUCUCUAUAGUUGUAUAUUUUCUAUAUGUAAUAUAUGUAACUCCGUGCAAAGCGCCAAUCCAGACGCGUACGUCCUACAUUACACUGAAGUUCAGUAGGGCAAUCGAGUUAUUUAUUCGUUAUCUCUUAUCAAACCCGGUUUAAUGAUAAAAUGGCAGCGGUUGCGUUGUUCAGUCAGACAUUGAACGAGGGAUGAAUUACGAUGGGAACGUGGGUCGAGGGGGAGUGGGUGGUAGAGGGUGAAAAUUGUAUAGUAUGUUUCACCAGAAAUCGGCAAUAACUUUUACUACGUUCGAAGCCCAGCUGGAAUAUUUUGACAUUACAUUAGGUUUUACCGAGUCGCAGUAAUUUUUAUAACUGUAAAAAAAAGAUUUGAUAAUUAUAAUAAAAAUUACUGUCAGUAGUAAAAAUUAA